AGAUGUACUUCAUUAAAGUAUUUUUUUUGCAGUUGCUACCAGAAGUAAUGGGGGCAAAUACGUUCCUCGAGCAAUUUUACUGGAUUUGGAACCAGGAACCAUGGAUGCUGUCCGUUCUGGAAUCUAUGGAAAGCUGUUUAGACCAGACAAUUUCGUUUUCGGACAGUCAGGUGCAGGAAAUAACUGGGCUAAAGGUCACUACACAGAAGGAGCAGAACUGGUCGAUGCAGUUCUGGACGUUGUCAGAAAAGAAGCUGAGAACUGCGAUUGUCUUCAAGGAUUCCAGCUAACUCACUCGCUUGGGGGCGGUACAGGAUCCGGCAUGGGCACUCUAUUGAUCUCAAAGAUAAGGGAAGAAUAUCCCGACAGGAUAAUGAACACCUAUUCAGUAAUGCCAAGUCCCAAAGUGUCAGACACCGUUGUAGAACCCUACAAUGCCACCCUUUCAGUCCAUCAGUUGGUCGAAAACACCGACGAAACGUUCUGCAUCGACAACGAAGCCCUCUACGAUAUCUGCUUCAGGACACUGAAAGUUCCCAACCCAAGUUACGGAGAUCUAAACCAUUUAGUUUCGCUCACAAUGUCGGGAGUCACAACGUGCCUUAGAUUCCCCGGCCAACUUAAUGCCGAUCUUAGGAAGUUGGCAGUAAACAUGGUGCCUUUCCCCCGGCUACACUUCUUCAUGCCAGGUUUCGCUCCUCUAACGUCCAGAGGAAGUCAACAAUACAGAACUCUUUCAGUUCCCGAACUUACUCAACAAAUGUUCGACGCUAAAAACAUGAUGGCUGCAUGCGAUCCAAGGCACGGUCGAUACUUGACAGUUGCUGCUGUCUUUAGAGGAAGAAUGUCGAUGAAGGAAGUCGACGAGCAGAUGCUUGCCGUUCAGAACAAGAACAGUAGUUAUUUCGUCGAAUGGAUACCGAAUAAUGUUAAAACAGCCGUUUGUGAUAUUCCACCUACGGGACUCAAGAUGUCAUCUACAUUCAUCGGUAAUACGACCGCUAUACAAGAACUGUUCAAGAGGAUUUCCGAACAAUUCGCCGCCAUGUUCAGACGCAAAGCUUUCUUGCAUUGGUACACGGGUGAAGGCAUGGACGAAAUGGAAUUCACAGAAGCUGAAUCAAACAUGAACGACCUUGUAUCAGAAUACCAGCAAUACCAAGAGGCAACCGCGGAUUAA
Molecule: messenger RNA, 1180 nt
Organism: Agrilus planipennis (emerald ash borer)
Lineage: Eukaryota; Metazoa; Arthropoda; Insecta; Coleoptera; Buprestidae
Product: tubulin beta-3 chain
Exons: 2
Coding region: 101-1180 (359 amino acids)
Biological process (GO): mitotic cell cycle; microtubule cytoskeleton organization
Cellular component (GO): cytoplasm; microtubule
Molecular function (GO): structural constituent of cytoskeleton; GTPase activity; GTP binding
Source: RefSeq, a predicted model, not a curated record